Messenger RNA from Saccoglossus kowalevskii, 1038 nucleotides. Its product is annotated as 15-hydroxyprostaglandin dehydrogenase [NAD(+)]-like. The record is from RefSeq and is a predicted model, not a curated record. Lineage: Eukaryota; Metazoa; Hemichordata; Enteropneusta; Harrimaniidae. Gene Ontology annotation, molecular function: oxidoreductase activity, acting on the CH-OH group of donors, NAD or NADP as acceptor. Gene Ontology annotation, cellular component: cytoplasm.
CGGCGUGUGAACGGAAUGUGUGAACGUGAAGUCGCUAUCAUAACACUUGUCUGAUUCCCGGAUUACGUUCAAUCAUGGAGGCAUAAACAAAAAGUUGCGUCUAUCUUUCCUGUGCGAGUGGCACAGACUCUGUGUGGUAGCGAUGACACCAAUAUGCAAAUUAUACUGUAAUGGUAUGCCCCCCGGAUCUGACUACCUGACCUGACCUAAAAAGACAAGAGUCAAUUAAGUGUCGACUGACCAGUUGAUAAAACAGCUCCAAUGGAAAUUGCCAACAAGAUUGCCAUGGUGACAGGUGGAGCGGACGGAAUUGGACGCGCUAUCACAGUAAAGUUACUAGAGAAGGGAGCACAGGGUGUUGCCGUGGUUGAUAUCAAUAAAGAGAAGGGGAGCCAGACAGUAGAGGAACUUAAUGCAGAGUAUGGGGAUGGAAAAACUGUGUUCAUCCAGUGUGACGUCAGCAAUACGUCACAACUAGAAGCCGCCUAUGCUAAGGUAAAGGAAGACUACAAGAGACUUGAUAUUGUAUGCAAUAAUGCUGGCAUUGGUGACGAGUUCAAUAUGGAACUUAUGGUUGCCAUCAACCUGACCGCAGUUAUCAGAAGUACCUACCUUGCCGUGCAGUAUAUGGGAACAAAGAAUGGAGGAAAUGGCGGUGUGGUCAUCAACACUGCUUCGAGGGCAGGUAUCGUUCCGUGGUUUCCAUGCAGUAUUUAUACUGCAACUAAGCAUGGUGUAGUUGGUUUCACAAGAAGUGUAGCAGAGGAACCUAUGAUUAAAGAAAACAAAGUACGUGUGGCUGCACUUUGCCCUGGUGAUGUGGAUACACCUCUUAUAGCAAGUGGAAUAAAGUGCCGCUAUCCCAGAGAAUUGAAGUUAUCUUUGGAAAGGUUUCCGCCAAUGACACCUUCCCAUGUUGCUGAUAAUGUGAUGCUAAUUAUAGAAGACGUGAAAUAUGACGGAGAUGCUUGUCUCGUGUAUCCAGGAAAACCGUUAACAGUUAUCGACCCACCAAACUUAGAAGAGAUACUGAAGUAA